Molecule: messenger RNA, 915 nt
Organism: Toxotes jaculatrix (banded archerfish)
Lineage: Eukaryota; Metazoa; Chordata; Actinopteri; Toxotidae
Gene: nip7
Product: NIP7 nucleolar pre-rRNA processing protein
Exons: 5
Coding region: 119-661 (180 amino acids)
Biological process (GO): ribosomal large subunit biogenesis; ribosome assembly
Cellular component (GO): nucleus; preribosome, large subunit precursor; nucleolus
Molecular function (GO): RNA binding
Source: RefSeq, a predicted model, not a curated record
CGCUGAUUACGUCUACCGACUUCCGCUCUACAGCGUGACCGCUUCCGUGUUGACCCACGUUUUCACGUUACCUACACGAAACAGUUAUUCGCCGAUAAACGUGUUUAAAAUACUCAAGAUGAGGCCAUUAACUGAGGAAGAGACGAAAACAAUGUUUGAGAAACUGUCGAAAUACAUUGGUGAAAACAUAAAACUAUUAGUGGACCGACCUGACGGUACCUAUUGUUUCAGGCUGCACAAUGAUCGCGUGUACUACAUGAGUGAGAAAAUUCUUAAGUUGGCCACAAACAUUUCCCGGGACAAGCUCGUGUCAGUGGGAACGUGUUUUGGAAAGUUCACAAAGACCAACAAGUUCCGCCUGCACAUCACAGCUCUGGAUUUUCUGGCGCCCUAUGCGAAGUUUAAGGUGUGGGUGAAGCCUGGAGCUGAGCAGUCUUUCCUCUAUGGGAACCACGUGCUAAAAUCUGGGCUUGGGAGAAUCACUGAGAACACUAUGCAGUACCAGGGAGUUGUGGUCUACUCCAUGGCUGAUGUGCCCCUGGGUUUUGGAGUUGCAGCCAAGUCUACACAAGAGUGCCGGCGAGUGGACCCCAUGUCCAUUGUAGUGUUCCACCAGGCUGAUGUGGGAGAGUUCAUUAGGAAUGAAGACACAUUAACAUAAAGAUGCAGCAGCAAAUGAACUGUCAAUUCCCCCAUUUCUUUACAACUUUCAAACCCAGUAAGUCAGUAAAAGUCACCUGUACUGACUCACUUUGGGAUGCCGCUAAUCUGCAGUCUACAGGAUUCCUUUGUCACAGAGCCUCUUAAUGUUCCACUAUGACUUUGAGUCAAAUCUUGUUAAAAUGAAGCAGAAUGUUUUUUUGUGAUUUUCUUUUGUAAAUGUCAUCUUUCAAAUAAAUCCAUAAUGUCUUUGUA